Messenger RNA from Vitrella brassicaformis, 5581 nucleotides. The record is from the annotation of a GenBank genome assembly. NCBI's taxonomy places the organism in Eukaryota, Vitrellaceae.
CUACAACAUGGAUUUGGAUCAGUCAGUCAGCUGCUCUGUACAAAAUCCGCCACGAUCCAUUCUCCAAUCUACCGACACACACACGUCAUCUCAUCCCAUGCAAGCGAUACACAUCCAUCCAUCCAUCAGUCUUUCUCACACACACACUCAGGCUCUCAAUCUGUCGGCCCACCGCACUCUCACCACCCCACACCAGACCACACCAAACCACCCCGCCCGUCGAUAUACCCACCGACCGACCGACCGACCAUCCCCUUGUUAAUUCAGAAGAAUGGCGGCAGGUCCCUGCGCUGCUGCAGCCACGCCUGCAUCAGCGUCAGAGGCUUCGCCACUGCCAACUCCCCUCCGCCACCCUCCUCCCCAUCCCCACUAUCUGCCGCCUUGGCCUCGCCCCUCCUCUGCCGCUUCACACGGGGCGCAGCGGCCGGCUCGUCAGAUUCGUCAUCCACACACGACGCACCUCUUGCACCACCACCACCACCGGCUGCUGCCGCUGCCGCCGAUGAAGCAGCAGCUGCGGGGGCACCGCCGGCCUUGUCGUCUUGGAACUGGACGGCCCGUUUGCGUUUGCCAAGGAUGUCUUGGCGGGCCUUCAUGAGAAGCAUGGGCUCUUUGAUGGCCGGCCUGGGUGGCGAGGCGGGGUGGGGGCGGUUGGCGUGCUGUUGGUCGAGGGUGCGGUCGCUGAAGAGGUCGAGCUCCUUGUCGUCAUGCGGGUUGUAGUCGGGCGGCGGCGCGUCCGCACGGGCCGCAUCCAUCUCAGGCUCCACCUCUAUGUCUAUGUCCAUCUCUAUCCCGCCACCCCUGUCCCUCUUCCUCUCCCCCUCCCCCUGUCCCUGCCCCCCAGCCGCCGCCUCCUUCUUGUCAUGUUGCUCAGCCACGCCCAUGGACUCCUCCUCCUUCCGUCUGCCCGGCCCCUGCCGCUCCGUCGUCUCCCCGCUGUCCACAUCCAUCGGCUGCUGCUCGGGCGUCUCCUCACGACCACGCUCUUGCUCUUGCUGUUGCUGGUGGUGCUGGUUGUGGUCUUGGAUGGCGAGAUGCUUGUCCUCGGCUAUGCACUGGGAGGCGUUGAACAUGGGUCUGGGUGGCGACGGGUCACGCUUGCUGCUCGUGCCGUGUGGGUGCUGCCCGUGGAGGGGCGGCGGGGCGUCUUCGAGCGUGUCUGGGAGGCCGCCACCUGAACCGGACUGAGACCGGGCAGCGGGGGGCUUCGGAGGACUGACAGAGACAGAGGCAGAGGCAUCGGUCCAUCAAAUGGCCGUCUCAAUGUAUGUAUCUUACCGUUUGUCCAUGUUGCUGCCUGAGGUCGUGGUGUCUUGCUUCUUCUGCUUGUCGUCUUGACUCUGGCCGCUGCACACACACACACACACACACACGACAAUUGAUAAACCAACGAACAGCUUCGGCCCUCUCCCUUAUCUCACCCGCUGGCCGGCUUGUCUCUGUCGUCGGACUUGCGCGUCUCCUCCGAGUCUUCCACACCGCCGUCGCCCCCCUGAACUUGCACGCCAAUCUCUACGCCACCGCCCCUGCUCCCUUCCUCCCUCCCCUCUCUUUUGUCCCCACCCGACUUGACACACUUGUCCCUCUGACUGUCCGACAGGUUCUGCGGCUCACGCAAUCCUCGGCGCGCCUUGGCCAGCUCGCCGACGACACGUGGCGCCUCAGGCAUCUUCUCGCCGUCCUCCCGCUGGUCCUCUGUUGGCGGCAGGGCAGCGGCCGAUUUCUCGGCGCUGGCAUGACUCGCACCUCCACGGCGUGGGGGGGAGGACACGCCCGGCUCUAGGAAGGACGGCUCCUUCCUCAGCUGCUCGAGCUCGCGGUUGAGCUGCGACGAUAUGGCGAAAAGCGGGGCGGCCUUGCGGUUGGGAAUGGCGGAUGUCUGGCCCUGACUGAUGGCCUGCUGUGGGAGUGCGAGUGCGGGUGCCUGCAGGACCUCCUCCGUCGCACCCAUUCCAUCGAUAGCGCAGGAGGGCGGGGCAUGCCGACGCAUCGCCUCAGGGCGGCCACUGCCGGACUCGGCGGAUGGCUCGCAGAGUGGCGGGGCGGGCCGCAUGGCGACGAUGUCGACAUCGGCGGGGUCGUCCUUGUGUUGCUGCUCCUUGUCCUUGUCAUGGCCUUGGUGUGAGUGCCCCGAGCCACUGUCGCCCGAGCCUCCGCGACGGAAACGCUUCAAGCUGAUGGAUUGACAAGGCAGACACAGAAAUGGGUGGAGGGAAGGAGAGUCUGUGCAUAUGGUGUGUGUGUGUGUGUGUACCUGGAUGGUGCCCUUCCAGGGUCGGUCAUCGGUAGGUUGAGGACGGUGUUUCCCCCCCUGGCUGCGGCGGCCCUCAGUGCCCGCGGGAUGCGGGCAUGCGCUCGCUGACUCUGACCCGAAUCGGGCGUCAGCUGAGGCGCCUUCUGACUCGGCAAAGACGCUAUAGACGCUGCUGCAGGUGACACAGCCAUCUUCUCCUCCUCCUCGCCACCAUCACCAUCACCGGCACCACCACCAACAGCCCCGCUACGCUCCCCCUCCCCCUCGCGCUCGCCCUCAUCACGAGCUACCUGACUGCCGCCUCCCGUCAUCCCGUCAUCUCCCUUCUUAUCGUCAGCCGCACCCUUCUCCCCGUCAAGCAUCACUUGGUCCUCCUCCUGCUGCUGUUGGUCGCCGUCCUUCAUCUCCUCGUUCGCGUCAUCCAGACGCUCUGCGCCUGGUCGACUGGGCCGUGCAGGGGACUCAGCGGCAAGCGCUGCAGCAGUGACCUCGCCGAGCAUGGCGUCGGUCAUGAGUGGGGCAGGUGCGUGUGGGGGUGGGACAGGUGGAGGGAGGGGGUCAGAUCGGUCGGAUGCUGUCUUGGAUGCACCGUCGGGCUGCGAUUCGGGCGACUCCCGGACGGUGGGCGGCAGCUCCAUCGACGGGGGGUGGUCGGCCUGGUCUGAGUGGUCCGAUUGGGCCUGGGGCAUGGCCGCGUCAUCGCUGGCGUCGUUGCCCUCCCCCGCCCCCUCGCCGCCACCAAUCAUGUCCACCUCGUCUUGUGGCACCGUCUGCUCGUGCGGGUGGUCAGAGCCCUCCCCCUCCACCUCGCCAUUCUGCCCAGCACCACAGCUCUCCAUUUCGUGCUUGUCUUGCUCGGGCUGUUGCUGUUGCUGUUGCUGCUGGUGCAGGGGGGGCUCUCCGGGAGGUGCCAUCUCCAUGUCAUGGUCUGGCAGCGUCCCAUGGUCGGGCAGAGUGGCCUCGCAACCUCUCUGCAGAGACGGCGACGGAGGGGACGGGACGGCGCCGUUCUCGUUCUCGUCAACACUAUCAACACCAGCAGCAGCGGCCCCCUGGCCAUGGCCAUGCUCGUCCUUGUUCGUCUGAUCUUCCUUGGCCCCAUCUCGGCCGAGGGGUGAGGGUGAGGGUGGGCGGGGGCGGCGGCGGACCGACUUCCCUGACUGCGGGGUCAGGAACUCGUCAUCGGCCAGCGGCUGGGUGGCCAACAUCUGCCGUCCGCCCGGCGAAUAGACGGGAGGGGGCUCGCUCUUCGGUGAGCCCCGAGCAGGUGAUGCACACUCUUGCUCCUGAUCUUGGUCUGGGGCCUUCUGGCCGCCCUCUUCUCCGCCCCCCUCCCCUCCCUUGUCUUCCUCCUCGUCGGUGUCACGAAUCGUCUCGAUCUGCUCCGGCUCGCCUUGCCCACUUGCCGGCGCUGGGAUCUCCUCUCCGUUGUUCUCCAUCGGACGAUCCUCGGCGACCCCCUCGCCAUGCUGGGCGUCCCCAACAUCCUCUUUGGGUCCGUCGUGGUUGCUCUGGUCCUGGUCGAGAGUGGGUGGCAGUCGUCUCGGGACGAAGGGUAUCUGUGCGGUCUCAGCGGCACCCUGCAGCAGGGGGUGGGGGUGGGGGCGCUGCUGCUGCUGCUGCUCGUCCGGCUCCGACGGUUGUGAGCUGCGCCGCCGCUGUGCGAGCAGCAACUGCAGGCUGCCGGCUGACGGUCGCAGUGGGUUCCCGAAGGAUGACUUUUUGCUCAACGCGGCCGACAGACGGGGCGGGGGGGCGUCAACCGUACCUGCCAUGGGAGGACAACAUGAAUGUGGGUAGACAGACAUAUGUGCAGGUGGGGCACGUGUCAGUAAUGGUUGGGCUGACCAGCGAUCAUGUCUAGGAGGUCGUCAUCGUCCUCGACGCCGCCGCUCGACCUGCGGGGCGGCCUCUCGUCGCUGAGCCUCUCCUCCUUGACACGCGCACCGGGGCUGUCGCCAUCUGAGUCCUCCUCUCCCUCUCCCUCUCCCUCACCCUUGGAGAGCAGGACAGCAAACGACACAGUCGUGUGUGUACGUGUGUGUGAAUGGAUGGAUGGAUGGAUGGAUGGCUGCAUGGCCCCAGGUGGUUGUGUGUGCGGCUAGGUGUGGGUGUGGUGCAGUGUACCUCUUCCAGUUUGCCGAGGGCGGUUCUGAAAUUGGUGAACGGAUCGUUGCCAGCGACCGGAUCGCCGCCACCGACAGGAUCGCCGCCACCGACAGGAUCUUCGUCAUCGACAGGUGCGCCCCUGACCAUCAAUCCCACCACAGCCACACAUGCGGGCGACACGUGUCACUGCUGGCCAGCUGGUCGGCUCUCUGUCCCUCUGACCCACUCACUCCAGCUGGCGAGCCUGCGAUGCUGUUAUGUCAACGUUGUCAAUCUCGAGAAACGCAUCCGCCUUGCUCUCGUUGGCCUGACAGACACCAAAGACAGACAGACAGACAGACGCACCCUCACACACACACUCGAAAGAUGGUAGGACCAGCACCACCACACCCUCCCUCGCCCCCCCUCCCUCUCCCCCGCCCCCCCCCCCUCUCUGCUGACUGACCUUGCUUUGUAUGUGUGUGAAGUGUGCGAUGAGGUUCGGGAGUUUGCCCUGUUUGACGGCGAGAGAGGCGGGCUUUGGGAAUUCGCCGACCAUGUCGUGUGGGACCAUGAUCUUGACUGAGUGGAUGACGGCCCUGACGCUGCGGCCCUCCACGCCGUCCGCAUCGUCAUCGAACCACUGCAGGAAUACCCUGGCGUCCACUAUCGAAUCUACACAUCAACCAUACAUCACACACACACACACAGAGAGAGAGAGAGAGAGCGCUGCCGUCCUGACCCGUCCUUGGUGUGUGUGUGGUGUGUUCCAAGUGCUGACAGACAUACUGUUGAGCCCAUCGAUGUCUGGUUCGUCGCAGAGUGAGUCGCUCAUCAUGUUACUCUUGCAGGAUCCCGUCACGAUGGCCUUGACACACGCUCGGUUGUCAUGCAGCACACACGUCGCUAUGGCAUCACAGCCCUGGCAGUCCACCGUCUUCGACAACUUGACCAGCCGGCACGGUUGGUUGAUACCUGCACGGACCAGACGGAGGAUGCGAUGCAUCCAUCGCAAUUGCUCCUGGGCUGCAAUGCCAUCCAUCUCAAGCCUUACUGAGAUCGAUGCGCCGGAGGGGUUUUGGCGUUGACCUAUCGAGGUUGUGUAUCUCCCUGCGCACGAAGUCCUCCACAGCCGACGCCACCCAUGCCCGCUUCUUCACGUACUCCGUCAUUUCUUACACGCAAACCUUCUCCUCAUUACAGCAGCCCUCACAGGCCACACGCUGGCCGAAAAGGCCC